UGCAUGAACUUGGCUGCCGACGAAACGUCUGGAGGCAACUAUUCACAGCUGGUCACGGAGUUCGAUCAGAUGGCAGCGAAAGGAAUCAACCAUCUCCGAAUCAUCGCCGGUUCUGAGGGUGCACCAACACCUCAGCCCUUCAGGAUGAACCCGCCUCUGAUGAAUGCUCCGGGACAGUAUAACGACGACAUCUUCAAGGGCCUAGAUAUCUGUCUUGCAGAGAUGUCGAAGCGUGGAAUGCGCGCAACGAUGACUUUGAGCAACGAGUGGCAAUGGAGCGGUGGCUACAUCGGAAAGCCAGUCUUCCUUGAGGAGCUCGGUAUCGCCCGCAACAAUUGGAAAAAUAAGAACAAGGAAUACCCUACCACAGCAAUGCAUCGAUUACUCACAAGGAUGUGUACUUCCAGACCAUCAUUGGUACAGUCAUGGACGAGUUCCGCAAUGGUGGUGCGUAUGUUGGUACUUCGCCAUGGGCAUAUGGAGGCAUCUACGCCCCGAGACGCAGCACGUCAAUGA
This is a messenger RNA of Macroventuria anomochaeta, 516 nucleotides long. RefSeq names its product glycoside hydrolase family 5 protein. The record is from RefSeq and is a predicted model, not a curated record. Gene Ontology annotation, molecular function: hydrolase activity, hydrolyzing O-glycosyl compounds. The annotation marks the transcript as partial. NCBI's taxonomy places the organism in Eukaryota, Fungi, Ascomycota, Dothideomycetes, Pleosporales, Didymellaceae. The transcript has a single exon.